GACCCGGAUCCAGUAGCAAGAGCUGAGGAUGUAAGACAUUUAUCGAAAUAUGUCUUCCCUAGACAAUAUGGCCUAGCUAGUCCGUUUGUAUCGUCGGAGCGACCGGUGUUUCAGCCGCAGAAAGCCCCUGACUAUCUCGAGAGGGAGGUCGAGAUACAGAAGAAAGGCCCAUGCAAGACACCAAAGCGCCUGAAGCCAAUCCUAGACCUACUGGAUAAAGUAAUCUGGAAACAUGGGAAGUGCAGGUACAAGUCGUUGUUGGAUAUGGCAUGCCCCUCGAAGGUGGGUUUAUGCUGCAAAGGGGUUCAUGAACCCUCCUGA
Molecule: messenger RNA, 321 nt
Organism: Postia placenta MAD-698-R-SB12
Lineage: Eukaryota; Fungi; Basidiomycota; Agaricomycetes; Polyporales; Adustoporiaceae
Exons: 2
Source: RefSeq, a predicted model, not a curated record